UUUAUGCCCCAAGCUUGAUGAUUGGUGCUGCUCUUGGUGCCGUGUUUGGGGCGGCUGCAGAAAUCAUCAAUUCAGCCAUCCCUGGAAAUGCUGCUGUUGCCCAGCCACAGGCCUACGCUCUGGUCGGGAUGGCUGCUACAUUAGCUUCAGUUUGUUCAGUUCCCUUGACAUCAGUGCUACUUCUGUUUGAGCUGACAAAGGAUUCCAGAAUUUUGCUUCCAAUCAUGGUAAUUUUCAGCCCAGAACUUGUUUAGAGAACUGGCAUUUCUUUGUAUUUUAAAAAGCUUCCUGUCACAAUCUAAAUCUGGUCAAGGAUGUGUGAAGCUGUUUUAACUUUGAAGCUGCCUAGA
Molecule: messenger RNA, 350 nt
Organism: Magnolia sinica
Lineage: Eukaryota; Viridiplantae; Streptophyta; Magnoliopsida; Magnoliales; Magnoliaceae
Product: chloride channel protein CLC-f-like
Exons: 2
Coding region: 18-254 (78 amino acids)
Biological process (GO): transmembrane transport; chloride transport
Cellular component (GO): chloroplast; membrane; Golgi apparatus
Molecular function (GO): voltage-gated chloride channel activity
Source: RefSeq, a predicted model, not a curated record